Molecule: messenger RNA, 648 nt
Organism: Sipha flava (yellow sugarcane aphid)
Lineage: Eukaryota; Metazoa; Arthropoda; Insecta; Hemiptera; Aphididae
Gene: HINT1
Product: histidine triad nucleotide-binding protein 1
Exons: 3
Coding region: 77-574 (165 amino acids)
Biological process (GO): purine ribonucleotide catabolic process
Cellular component (GO): nucleus; cytoplasm
Molecular function (GO): hydrolase activity
Source: RefSeq, a predicted model, not a curated record
UGUGGUUAUAACAUAUCAUGUCUUCGUUCAUUUUUGAUAAGAAUAUUUUUUCCACAAAUUUUAUCAACCCUUAUUAAUGUUUACUUACAGUCGGAAAUUAUUAAACUUCGUGUCUCUCAUACAAAUUGGUAAUUUUUCAAAGUGUGGGUAUCGGACUAACACACAUAAUUGCUUUUGGAUUUCAAGAUUUAAAAUGUCUGACGAGGUAGAAAAAGCCUCGACCGCUUUUGUUGGUGGUGAUACAAUUUUUGGUAAAAUUCUCAGAAAGGAAAUACCAUGCGAUUUCAUUUAUGAAGACGAUAGAUGUGUGGCAUUCCAUGACUUAAAUCCUCAAGCACCUGUUCAUUUUUUGGUAAUUCCCAGGAAACCAAUUGAAAUGUUAGCUGCUGCUGAUGAUUCAGAUGAAUCGUUACUUGGACAUUUAAUGUUGGUUGCAAGCAAAGUAGCUAAAGAACAAAAAUUGGAUAGUGGUUUUCGCUUGAUAGUCAAUAAUGGAAAAGAUGGUGCUCAAUCUGUUUACCAUUUGCAUUUACAUGUUCUUGGUGGCCGUCAACUACUUUGGCCUCCAGGCUAAUUAUUAUGAAUUUAAACAACUUAUAAUUUAUAUCAAACUUAUUUACAAUUUAAAAUUUGAUACUUUUCAUUUGU